Molecule: messenger RNA, 1137 nt
Organism: Miscanthus lutarioriparius
Lineage: Eukaryota; Viridiplantae; Streptophyta; Magnoliopsida; Poales; Poaceae
Source: the annotation of a GenBank genome assembly
AUGAUGAAGGAGCCGCAUCAGAAUCAGAUGGUGGUCAUCAGCACCCGCAGGCUACUCAUCCUGCUGGUGCUGUUGGGAUUCGCCGCGGUGGCGGAGGCGACGGUGCCGGCGGCCAGCACGGUGGUGGCCGGCAUGGUGUUCUGCGACCAGUGCAAGGACGGCGCCAAGGGACUCUUCGACUACCCGCUCUACGGCGCGCGCGUGGCCAUCCAGUGCGGCGGCGGCGACACCCCGCUGACGGUGCGGGAGAGCAACACCAACUGGUUCGGCGGCUUCUCCGUCCGCAUGGAGGGAUCCCCGGACAUGAACCGCUGCACGGCGCGCGUCGUCCAGGGGACGGGACACUGCGGCGGCGCCGCGACGUCCCCCGGCGCGCCGCGCGAGCUCACGCUCGCCUUCCGCAUGCUGGGCCUCGCGCUCUACACCGUGCCGCCGCUGCUCUCGCAGCCGGAGGAGGCCAUGGACUUCUGCCCGGGACACGACAGGUCAACACGCGGCGGCAGCAGGCCACCCGUCGCCCAGGCGCCGGCGCCGGCUUCCUCUUCUCCGCUCCCGCCCUUCUGGCGCCGCAGGCCAAGGCUCCUGCCGCCCGUCUGGCGAAAACCGCCAACGAAUUGGCCGCAGGAACAGCCCCACCAGCCGCAGGAGCCACAGCCACAGCCACAGGUCCUGCCGCCGCCGCCUCCUCCUCCUCCAACGGCACCAUCGCAGGGCUCCGCCUGCACCUACGACAUGUGGGCGUCGCCGGACCACCGCUGCCACUGGAAGGUGCUGACCCCGAACACGACGGUGGCCAUGGCGUUCGGGCCCCUGGCGGCGCAGCGGUACGGGUCGGAGCUGACUCUCAGGGAGGCGCUGGAGGGCCGCGGCGACAUGUACCGGACGCUGCUCCGGGAGGCCACGGCGGCGCUGCUCAACGCCUACUACAACGCCCCCGGGGGUCCCUUCCUGUACCCGACCACGGCCAGCGUCAUGGACCACAUGAACGGCGCGCUCCUCAGCUCCGGCCAGAGGGUGCUACUGGAGGGCGCGCGCUUCCGCAGGGCCAAUGCCGGCGGUGGAGGACCAGCCGGACGGACAAGGCUGCCGUGCGACUUCACGCCCUGCGGCAGCUGUGCGCCUCCUCCCGCUGACUGA